ACAUGUACCAAUAAAAAAGGUUAUUUAUCAUUUGCCAUAAUAAUAGACCAAAAACCAAAUAGUACAAAGUGAACCAACCACCUCUCAUUCUAUCAAUGUUCGUAGAAGAGAGGGAAGAAGUUGGUGGUUAGUGAAAAGGAAGGAAAGAGUCUAUGAGCUACCAUAUCUAAUCUAAUAUGCAUAACAACUAACCACAACAACAAUGGCUCGUAUUUCAACACUUUAUCUCCUCGCUUACAACUCUUUUCAAGCAAUUGGAUGGGCCGUUUCGUUAACCAUCAUUUUGUUCAAUCUUCUCUCCACUUCCUCCGUCACCGGAACUUUUACUUCCGCCGGAACGUUAAUUUGUUUUCUGCAAUCUGCUGCAUUCUUGGAAGUCAUACACGGUGCCAUUGGACUGGUUCCAAGUGGAGUGUUGCUUCCUAUGCUGCAAUGGUCGGGAAGGACUCACUUUGUGCUUGCCAUUGUUAGGGGAAUUCCUGAGGUCCAGGAGUUACCUUCUGUUUUUAUCACUUUUCUUGCAUGGAGCAUAGGCGAGGUCAUUAGAUAUUCGCAUUAUGCUUUCAGUUGCUUGGGAAACUGUCCUUCUUGGAUCACCUAUAUCAGGUACACUGCGUUUAUUGUGCUGUAUCCUUUGGGAGUGUUUCCUGGAGAAGUAUGGGCGAUGUACCAGGCGCUUCCAAUUAUAAAAAAGAAUAAUAUCUAUGCAGAUUCCUUUUCAAGCCUCCCAUUUAGUUAUUAUGAUUUUCUUAAGGUCGUAAUUGUAGUUUAUCCAUUCCUCUGGUUCAAACUAUACCUGCAUUUGUUCAAGCAGCGGCGUUCGAAACUUUAUAAACGACAUGACAAGAAAAGAGCAUGAGGAGCAUUAUUCUUGGUUUUUAGUUAAAGACAGAUAAUAUAACUUUCUGUACCACUGUAGAAUUGAUUCUGAAAUUCAUUUGCAUCUAUAAUAUUUCCUAUGAUUGGAUAACAAUUGUACCAAAUAAUUGAAUUGUGUUAGCAAUAAUGAUUGAGAUUGUAGGAGCUAAAAGAUUUGUAACAUUGUGCCUGCAUUAUUCUGCAGUGCCCAGAUUUCUACCUUGUAGAUAAUGAUACGACUCCUGGGCCUAGUAACAAUGUUACCUCAAGUCUAUGUUUGAGACUUUAUUCCUUUGUAGUAUGUAUGACUUUCGUUUUAAUCUUGCAAGUUGAAAGGUUCGAUGCAUUUUUUAUA
Messenger RNA from Lathyrus oleraceus (garden pea), 1213 nucleotides. RefSeq lists its product as uncharacterized. Gene Ontology annotation, cellular component: endoplasmic reticulum membrane. The record is from RefSeq and is a predicted model, not a curated record. The coding region runs from base 203 to 859 and encodes 218 amino acids. Gene Ontology annotation, molecular function: 3-hydroxyacyl-CoA dehydratase activity. Lineage: Eukaryota; Viridiplantae; Streptophyta; Magnoliopsida; Fabales; Fabaceae. Gene Ontology annotation, biological process: fatty acid elongation; sphingolipid biosynthetic process; very long-chain fatty acid biosynthetic process. The transcript has 9 exons.